AUGAGUGAACACAACCAGGUAGGCAUAGAUUUAUGUGUUUCUAAAUUGAUUUAUCUUUUUUAGAGUUCGUCGUCAGAUGAGUCUUGGCAGAAACUCGCUCUGCCAUACGAGGAAUUCGAUGUUUUGGUCACGGAUAUUAACUAUGGAGAACUUGUUGAGGUAGGAUUAAUUUUUACUAUUGUAUCUAAUGAAGUUUUUGAAAAAGUUUUGUUUUUCAGAUUGGGCUCACCAAGGGUAUUGAACACCUCAGCUCCGGAACUUUUCCUUCUCCCGCUUUUCCCGUGACGGGGGCGAUUCACGGCAGAAACCUCCGAUACAUGGUUCCUUUAGUUUGCCAACGUGCCGGUAAGCAAAAUUCGAUAAAAAAUUUGAGAAUCUUUUGGUUCCUAAUUCAGGCAAGCCGAAUUCGAAGGCCGUAUUUAUCUGGUUCUUGGUGGAUACCGGAUCGCCCUUCACCUGUCUUAGCGUCAAAUCGCUGGAAAGCCUCUUUGGCCAAGGCAACGUGACUCAUGCUCGCUUCGAUGUGGUCAUUCAGGUUUGUUUUCUCUUUUAUCUGGAGUUUUAUGAUUAAUUUCAAAUGUUCAGGAUCAAACGACUAAGAUCGAAUGUGAAGUCUCUAAAGCCCAUUUCACAGAUGUCAACAUCCUUGGUGCAGAUACAAUGCAACAUUUUAAGCUAUCAAUCAUCGUCGACUGGCAAAAUAAGGAGUUCAAGCUUGCCCAAAUGUAA
Caenorhabditis sp. 36 PRJEB53466 is the source of this 729-nucleotide messenger RNA. Lineage: Eukaryota; Metazoa; Nematoda; Chromadorea; Rhabditida; Rhabditidae. The record is from the annotation of a GenBank genome assembly.